Caenorhabditis elegans is the source of this 1227-nucleotide messenger RNA. It is a transcript of the gene H14A12.3, whose product is annotated as Protein rogdi homolog. NCBI's taxonomy places the organism in Eukaryota, Metazoa, Nematoda, Chromadorea, Rhabditida, Rhabditidae. The record is from RefSeq and is marked reviewed. The coding region runs from base 127 to 1005 and encodes 292 amino acids. Gene Ontology annotation, cellular component: nuclear envelope. The transcript has 4 exons.
UCUCACGUUUACCAAACAAAAGCAAACGCGCUCUGUUGCACACUGCCGCCCGGCGACCCGUUUUCGGGUUUUUUUCAGCUUCUCUUGUGGAAUUUUAUCAUUUUUAUUGAUUUUUUCUGCAAUACAAUGGAGGUUCAAAGUCUUACAAUAACCACGAAUUAUCCGCCGAAACCCGCAUCUCCAAAUCCGCAGGAUAUCCGUGACACAAUUCGCUCUAACAAAACCAACGAAAACCUUUGGAUACAGAGAAAAGAUGUUGACACGACUUUGCGAAGUGCGCUGGAACAUCUGAAAGCCUGCUGCAUUGUAUUGAAUUUAUCGGCUAAAUGCGAUGAACGUUUGAACGUUGCCGUUAGUCAUGGAACGACUGAAAAAUAUCAGCUAAUGUCGAGAACUGGUAGCUCUGAUAAUCUGAAGGCAGCAGUCACACUUCUGGACGACAAUGUUAUUCAAGCUGAAGUGACCGUAAAGUAUCCUAAAGCUGGUGGUGGAUAUUAUCGAGCAGUCGCACAACCCGACGUCCAAUGGAAACUUCAACAACUUCAGGAUCUUGGAAAUCACAUUUCCAGAGUUACAAUCACUCUCUGCGAUUUACAACAUGAAGUUAAUUUGUUGAAAGGAGAUGGAGAACGAGAUGCUUUCACUCUGGCUACCGGAGCACGUAUUUUGGAGGAACUCAAGCUCACCAUGAAUGAAAUAUCAUUGGCUCGAAAUUCAAUUAUGUUACCUAGAAAAAGAAGCCUGUUGGAGUUGUGUUACUUCCCACCGACCCGGAAAUUUGUUCCACCUCUUCCUCAAGAUCAACUAAUCUCCUUCUAUAUUUCAUGUUGCCGCUUGGUUUGUGCAUCCUACCAAAUGGUUCCGAAGACAGUUCAUCCACAAGGCCUCUCAGUGUUCAUGGCAGAAUCUCAACUUCCACACCUCGACGAUGUCAUCAAGCAUCUGAAUACAGUGAUGGCAAUCUUGCAGAAACUAAUUAAUUAUUUAUCGGCUACUAUGUCGUAGAAUAUAAUUAUUAGAAAGGAUUGUAUAACAAUAGUGAGGACAAUUAGAUGAUACUUCUUUAGAUGUGUACAUAUUAAUUUAUUUCCCCGGAUGUUCAUAUAUUUCAAAGUUGUGUAGUUAUUUCACUUUCCACCAACUCGUCUUGUUUCAUUCCACCCAUGCAUUACUAUAUUUUGGUCAUAAUUUAGAAUGUCAUUAAAAAUAUUUAGAUUUAUGUUUGAA